CGGUGACAUACGGCUGGGUAAACGAAACAAGACGUGAGGGGAUCACGGCUUAGGACUGUUGUGUUUUUAAUACCCACAGGACUCCGCAUGGAGCCAACAAAUCUACAGAAAGCUAUUGCUGUAGCGCAGAAGGCCUCAGAGGAAGACCAGGCUGGGAACUAUGAGGAGGCCAUCCGCUCCUACCAACAUGCAGUCAAGUAUUUUCUACACAUUUUAAAACGUGAGCCUCAGGGUAAAGACGGCAACCAGAAGAUCAGAGAUAGAUGUAAACAGUACCUGGACAGAGUGGAAGAACUACGGGACUACCUAGAUAAUAAACAGAAAGCCAUCGAUCUUGCCGGCAAGGCAGCUCAGGAGGAUAAAGCUAAAAAUUACGAGGAGGCUCUGCAUCUUUACCAGGCUGCUGUUCAGUACUUCCUCCAUGUGGUAAAAUAUGAAGCCCAGGGUGAAAAAGCCAAAGUGAGCAUCCGGGCAAAAUGUUGUGAAUACCUGGACAGAGCUGAGAAGCUGAAAGAGUAUCUAAAAAAGAAAGACAGCGCUCCUCCCUCCAAGCCCGUCAAAGAGUCUGGGUCUGAUGACAAAGGGAAUGAAAGCGAUGAUGGUGAGGAUCCAGAGAAAAAGAAGUUCCAAAAUCAACUCUCAGGUGCAAUUGUUAUGGAGAAACCAAACAUCAAGUGGAAUGAUGUCGCUGGUUUAGAGGGAGCCAAGGAGGCACUGAAAGAAGCUGUUAUUCUUCCAAUCAAAUUCCCCCACCUUUUCACAGGAAAGAGAACUCCAUGGAGAGGGAUCUUGCUCUUUGGACCUCCAGGUACAGGAAAGUCCUAUCUGGCUAAAGCUGUUGCCACAGAGGCAGACAACUCAACCUUCUUCUCCAUCUCCUCAUCUGAUCUUGUCUCCAAAUGGCUGGGAGAGAGUGAAAAGUUGGUUAAGAACCUUUUCAGCCUUGCAAGGGAACACAAGCCUUCAAUUAUCUUCAUUGAUGAGAUCGACUCCCUGUGUGGCUCAAGAAGCGAGAACGAGAGUGAGGCUGCUCGCCGAAUUAAGACAGAGUUCCUGGUUCAGAUGCAGGGUGUGGGGAACGACAAUGCAGGAGUGCUGGUACUUGGGGCAACAAACAUCCCAUGGACCCUAGACUCAGCCAUCAGAAGAAGAUUUGAGAAAAGGAUCUAUAUCCCACUGCCUGAAGCACACGCCCGCUCCUUUAUGUUCAAGCUCCACCUGGGCUCAACCCCCAACAGUAUCACCGAAAGUGACUUUGUGACUCUGGGUAAGAUGACAGACGGAUACUCAGGAGCCGAUAUCAGCAUCGUUGUCAGAGACGCACUAAUGCAGCCUGUUCGGAAGGUCCAGUCAGCGACCCACUUCAAACGGGUACGUGGCCCUUCGAGAACCGACCCCAACAUGCUUGUAGAUGACCUCUUGACUCCUUGCUCACCUGGUGACCCCAACGCAAUGGAAAUGACAUGGAUGGAGGUCCCUGGGGAGAAGCUAAUGGAACCUGUAGUAUGCAUGUCUGACAUGAUGAGGUCUCUGUCCAACACAAAACCAACAGUAAAUGAGCAAGAUCUGGAGAAGCUGAAAAAAUUCACAGAGGACUUUGGACAAGAAGGCUAGGUGGGAUGAUUGAGCCAAGCCAAGCCAAACCAAAGCAAAGGAAUUGUGAUUGUCUCUCUGUCCUGUCCUUGUCCUUUUUCUGUCUCUGUCUCAUCAUAACCAUUCACCAGGCUUUGUGGUUUUCACAAGUGGACAAGAUUGCUCUGGUUUGCCAAUGUGAUAACCACACAAAGGGUCGAGGGCCUACUUUUAUCUGAUAUUAACGGUUGUCCAAAGAAGAUUAAAGAUUUAAAGUCUGCAGCUGACCUGAAACAAGAAUCAAUACAGCAUAGGGAAUUGAGAGUUUUUUGGACUUGUGCACUAAAGGUAUUGAUGAUCAGAAUGCCCAUACAACUUAGGGAAAUCAAUGGCAGACAUGCACAGCAAUUAAUGCAAGUAAGGCUAUUGAAAUCAAGAUAACUUCUUUUGAAUUGGGACACACUGGUGUCCUUAUUUUCCAGCCAGAACACAUCUUAGUAGAGUAAUAAAAACCAUGUGUAUUCUCUGUUUUAUAUUAAGAAAAAACAAGCAUUCUAUAUUGCAAAAUGUACUUUGUGGAAUGUAUAAAUCUUGGGCUGGGGGAGUGAAGUGAAGGCAUGAGUUCACAGGAUUUGUUGCAGUGAAAUAUGUUAAUUUCAAGGUGGCGGACAGUAAGGAGUUUUGAGACAGAGAUAGUAUGAGAGCUGCAUUAGGCCCUGUGGAAAUUUCUGAUUGUUUAUCUAGUUUCCAUACAAAGGACAGUUGUAUUUGUUCACUCAUUUGUUUUUUGAAUUAAACACAGCUGUAAGGGUGGAUCACCAAUGGUGCCAGACCAGCAUUACUUUACCAAUUUUCAAGGACUUUGAAUUGCUUUGUCACUCCGCUCAUGGAUUUUUUUCAGAACCCACUGUACAUAUUUUUUAAUACUAGCCACAGGCAUUGCUGGUUAUCCUUAAUAUAAACUGCAAAAAACAUGCCUUAUUGUUAAGACAAAAUCACAAUGAAUUUUGAUAAAACAAGACUAAUUUAGACACUGAUGGCUCAGGUGGAGAGAUCAUCUUCUUGUAUACUUAACAAUAUAGGAAUGCAUCUCCAAGCAUGAACUAUAUGUAGCCAUGAGGAGCAGUGUGUGCACCACGUGCCUUCUAGAAGAGCUGCAAGCUUCUUUUUUGUUUAUUUCUAAAUUGGUCAAACUACUUAUAUAUCCAGUGCUUUUUCACAACAACUAAGAAAUGUAUAAUAUUUUCACGUCAUGUAAACUCAUUUAGACAUUGUAUACAGCUGUGCUCUUUUGCUGUCUUUUGAGUUUGAUUGGGGAACAACUAUUAUUUUGCUGUACAUGUCUAUACAUAUAUCCAACUCUUGAGCCUUUUCUUUGCAAAGAGCUCACCCAUGCGAAAAAUUCAUUUUUUUGUUUCCAUAAUGUAAAUAAAAAUUAUAGAUACAUUAA
Molecule: messenger RNA, 3022 nt
Organism: Plectropomus leopardus (leopard coralgrouper)
Lineage: Eukaryota; Metazoa; Chordata; Actinopteri; Perciformes; Serranidae
Gene: vps4b
Product: vacuolar protein sorting 4 homolog B
Biological process (GO): endosomal transport; vacuole organization
Molecular function (GO): ATP hydrolysis activity; ATP binding
Source: RefSeq, a predicted model, not a curated record